Molecule: messenger RNA, 483 nt
Organism: Oldenlandia corymbosa var. corymbosa
Lineage: Eukaryota; Viridiplantae; Streptophyta; Magnoliopsida; Gentianales; Rubiaceae
Source: the annotation of a GenBank genome assembly
AUGGAUCAUCAUAACUCAGACUGGGGAAUUUCCACGUUCGAUCUGUCUGAGGAGAAGUUUUACAUUCUCCCAAGAUACGAUGCUAUGAUGUACAGUUCGCACAUAUUGCGUUUUGGACCUACUGUGUCUUUGUAUGUGGAAGAAAGUUUAAAAAAUGAAUACAGAAUCGUGCCUUUUCCUGGUGCUCCGUCAUCAACGAAGAUAAAGGAUGAAUCUUCGAUUCGUAUUCUGGAACCAGCUGUGAUGCAUAACGAGUACUUCCGUAUACUCCUUGAUGGAAAGGUUUUGAUUUCUGUUGUUGAAUUUCCUCCGAAGGAUUUGGCGGAGCAAACGAACAUUUUUAAGAUUUAUAUGAUCCAAUCAAGAGGGAAACAACAUCGCAGUUCAAGUCGCUUGUCAGUUAUUCAAACAGGAAUAGGAAUACGACCGACGUACAUCUUUGUACAAAGAGACAUUCUCUCACUAAGGUGUUUGUUUCCAUGA